AUGCUGGCGGAUUCCUGCCUCGCCUUGAAGCGACAUCUGCUCCUAGGGCCUGAGCAGGGCGAGAGCGCCCGGUGCAGCGCACAGGCCGCUGUCUGCCUUCCGCCCGACACCCCCACGAUGGCCAAGGACAUCGCGGGAUCGCCGUCUUCUGCUCAGGCCCAGAAAUGGCUUGCACCUUUCGCGCCCAUGGGUCCGACAGCCAAGGCUCCGCAGUCCACGCAGGCCGCCUGGAAUCAGGCCCAGCAGCAUCGCAAGGCAGUUGCGGGCCGUCUUGAGCGCGCCGCGGCAAAGCGGGUUGAGUUGGAUCGCCAAAUUCCAGAAUCCAGCGUUCAGCUCGAGAAGCUCAUGGAAUACGACCUCGAGGCCGAGGAGGAGCUCGAGAAGGCUACAGUGGUUUUUGCUGCAGGAGUUCUCAAGGACGAACCCUCGGCCGUCAUCAAUAUCUCGCAACUCUUCCAGGGCCGCGCCGAUGAGCUCGCGCUCGGCUUCGGCGACCAGAUCGACCUUUCUGGCCCUGCUUUCCCGGUUGAGGAUCGCAUCCAGUUCGGGUCUGUUCAGCACGAGCAGGUUUCGACCGUCUUGGAGGGCGUGCCGGCCGUCCUGGAGGUGUCUGAAAGGGCGGAGUUCCAGGAUGGCCGGCCUCUGGAAGAGGCGCAGGCCCUUAUCGAGGUGCGGCGGCGCGCCAGGGCGCAAGGCGCUCCCAGCGCCGCCGCCGCCGAGGCCCAUCCCCCGGGCGAGGGCCCUGGGGAGCCAGCGGAGGACCGACGACGCCCCGACGGGCGACUUGGAAGACCUCAGCGCGGAGCGGGGAGAGGAGAGUGGGACCUGCUUUGGGCGCCCUUUCCACAGAUCGAGGUGACUAGGUGGCGCUGCAAGCUGCGCGAGGCGGACGGCUCCCCGAGGACAUGGACGGACCCAGACACCGGGCUCGAGCUCUACGCUUCCGAGGAACGCUGGUUCGCCUUCGACAACAGGCGUCUCUGCUGUCUGCAGAGGGCCGCGGCGCAGCACUGGCCGCGCGAGGUGCGGAUGUGCGUCGUCGUGGUGCCCCCCGCGCUGGCGCGUACGCGCGAGCUCCGCAAGUUCGACACCACGAACUCGGGGUCCAGCAUCUCCAUCGGGAGGCGCGACGACCCCGAGCCCGUGGCGUGGUGCUGGAGGACCGCGGUGGGCCUCCCGGCAGAGGACAGCCGCGGCGUGGCGCGGGAGAAGUCCUCGCGCUUCCGCGGCCCGCGGGGCAGCGCCAGCCGGCCGCCCGGAGCGGAGGAGUGGUCGCGCGGCAACGCGCGCGGCCGAGGCCGCAGGGGCCACUACAUCGACGAGGAAGAGGACGACGAAGGGUCGAGCCCUGACGUCCUCCGCAGCGCCAUGCUCUUCCUGCUGGUGUACCUCGGGCUGCGUCUCGUCGUCUCCGUGGUGAGGAAGACUAAUCCCGCUGCGUUUGGCGCUGACGGCGCUGGUCCUCUGGACGGCGUGGUCGCGCGGCUGGUGGGCGGGCUGAUCGGCGGUCAGAAGUGA
Messenger RNA from Prorocentrum cordatum, 1518 nucleotides. NCBI's taxonomy places the organism in Eukaryota, Dinophyceae, Prorocentrales, Prorocentraceae. The record is from the annotation of a GenBank genome assembly.